UUUUGUCUUGUCAUUUAAUUCCAAUAAUCCAUGCAGAAUUAUGGAUGAAAGCGACACUGAUUGUCUACUUGGUCAUGUUCAACAUCUUAUUGACUCCGAGUUAACAAAGAUGAGUGCAGAGAGCAUGAGAAAAGCAUCCUCAAGAUGCUAUGGCGAAGGGAGUCAGCAAUCCAGCUCCGAGAGGGAAGUAGAACAUGCAGGAAAAAUGAAUCUUGUACAGCUGCCCGACCUAAUAUUACGACAGAUCUUUCGUUGUGUUUCCUACUCAUACAUCAGUGAAUUGAGAUUGGUCUGUAGACAUUUCAACAGGGUAUGUCAAGACAUGCUCAACCAUGGGAGUAGACAACUUGAACGCUAUCAUUCUAAAUGCUUCAAGCAUCUGAAGUCUCAACUGCCAAAGCGGGAGUCUGAGCGGAGAGAGCACCCUCUGGCCAGACGCUGUGAAAUUCUGUCGGCUGUAGAGACUCGACUCUCCCUUCUGUCCAUGACAUACAGCAAGUACAUUGACCUGCAACUGUGUUGUUUUAUCCCAGGAAAGGUUAUUGAUGAGGCAUUCACAGUACUUUAUCACGUCCAACACACCAAGACUCUGCAACCGAUGUCCGAACUUCUCAGGGAGCUAAGAGAUAUCUCGUCAAUGGCCAUUGAACAUUUUGAUGAGGAGAUUGUACCCACCCUUAAAAAGAAACGAUCGCUUCAAGUGCCGCCCUGUUUCUCAAGUGAUGUUCUUCCAACAAACACCAUCUUCAAACAGAUGAUGGAACUGAAGUCUGGCCUGAAGAAGCGAGACUCCUUAAUUGCUUCAGUUAACAGGAAGGUGAGCACCUGCCUCGCCCACCGUAAGCUCAUCUCAGAGCAGGGUCAGAAGAUCCUGCAACAGGAGCAAGUUAUUAUGGAACUCAGGAACACGAUCACCGAGCAGGGCCACAGUAUUACCGGUCAAGAGCGACGGCUGGCUCUAUUUGAAGAGAAGCUGAACAGAUAUACCAUGACCUUUGACCUAACACAGGAGUUGACCGUAGGUGGUUGUACUGGGAAACGAAAAUCUGUAAUGGAGGACGUCAAUGAAGAAGAGGAUGAAGGCGCAUCCAAAAAAGCCAGGAACAUAUGAUGAUGAUAUUUUUGCUAAUACAUAUAGCAUGUAUAGGGUUGCACUCAUCUAUCAUUGUACAUGUACAUACAUGUAGUUACCAAAGAUUAAAUGGAUGUAUGAUAUAUAUUUGGUUUGCGG
This is a messenger RNA of Asterias rubens (European starfish), 1231 nucleotides long. Its product is annotated as F-box only protein 28-like. Bases 41 to 1111 code for a protein of 356 amino acids. The transcript is spliced from 5 exons. Gene Ontology annotation, biological process: protein polyubiquitination. Gene Ontology annotation, molecular function: protein binding. NCBI's taxonomy places the organism in Eukaryota, Metazoa, Echinodermata, Asteroidea, Forcipulatida, Asteriidae. The record is from RefSeq and is a predicted model, not a curated record.